Molecule: messenger RNA, 738 nt
Organism: Halteromyces radiatus
Lineage: Eukaryota; Fungi; Mucoromycota; Mucoromycetes; Mucorales; Cunninghamellaceae
Product: UEV domain-containing protein
Exons: 4
Coding region: 1-738 (245 amino acids)
Biological process (GO): protein modification process; protein transport; endosome to lysosome transport
Cellular component (GO): ESCRT I complex
Molecular function (GO): ubiquitin binding
Source: RefSeq, a predicted model, not a curated record
AUGGAUAUCAAAAGCUGGUUGCAAACUGUCCUUCUUCAAUAUUAUAAUGAUCCUGACCGUACCUUUAGAGAUGUUGAUGCCGUGUUACAAAUGCACAUUACAUCUUUGAAACCAAAGAUGGACACUUAUACAUAUAAUGACGGACAUACCCAACUCCUGUUAUGUCUUCAUGGAACGAUACCUAUCACAUAUCGAUCAAUCCCUUACAAUAUUCCUGUCGCCUUUUGGAUUCCAACAGAAUACCCUCAAUAUCCUCCUAUUCCAUAUGUCAAACCAACUGCUAAUAUGCUCGUACGUGAAGGGAAACAUGUCGACAAAAGUGGACUUUGUUAUCACCCAUACAGAUCAAACUGGAAAGAGGAUACCAAUAAUCACACCCUAUUGGAACUUAUUGCUAUCCUUCAACACAUCUUUGGUAAUGAACCUCCUGUGUAUACAAAAGCUACAACAUCAAAUCCACCAUCCAAUGUCGGAUCACCUAUUAAAGAACAUGCCUUGGCCACCAUGUCACCUGGUCCCGCUCAUACACCAAUGCCCCCACCUGUACCUCCUUCAUCACAAUCACCUCUACAACCAUUGAACAUGAUGGAUACGACCAUUCACCAGCAAUCUCGUUGGCCAGGUGAAGGAACUGCUUUUUACAACUUGAAUCAAGAUAUGUCUGUAAGUAAAUUCAUGAAAUUUCACUAUCUUACACUGACUAAUUAUUAUUAUUAUUAUUAUGAUUAUUAUAAUUAG